This is a messenger RNA of Striga asiatica, 2775 nucleotides long. Lineage: Eukaryota; Viridiplantae; Streptophyta; Magnoliopsida; Lamiales; Orobanchaceae. The record is from the annotation of a GenBank genome assembly.
AUGUUAGGUAGCCGAAUCCCUCGCCACAGACCCCGUGACCCCGUCUCUUCUCUCCAUCUUCUCAAAUCCAGCCAAGACCACCAGCCACCGUCCGCCUCUUCUCCGACACCGCCACACCAUCUCGUCUCUACCACCAUUGUCACACUGUCCCGCCUCUCCCACCAGCCACUGUCUCGCCUCUCCUCCGUCACGCCUCACCGCCUCGACGUCCCGCCUCACCCUCGCCGUUUCGACGUCCGGCCGGCUGCACUUGCAGAUUUAAAAGACGUGUGUAAUUUGCUUGAAAUCAGGUCGCGGGGCGGCCUUCCUGGAUCCGUGACGGGUCACGGGCCAGGUCGUGGCGCGGGGCAGGUUCGGGAACUGAACUACCCGGCCCGACCUGCCCCACUGGUGGAGCUACUCGCCAAGUUUCUGGAAUCAUCCCCCGAAAAGCAAAAUUCUUCUGCUCUGAACAAAAUACAUAAACCAAACAACAAUCAGGGGCAGAGUACUGCAACAGCAAUGGAGCAACAUUCGACCUCUGAAGUUGAACAAAGCUCUCUACAAGAAGCUUCUGUUUCUUCUUCAUCAACGUCCUGUCCUUCCCCUUCGCCGGAAAAUCUGAUGAAGCUUUUGCGAGGAAAGACAGACUCUCAGCGCCUCGCCGGCCUUCUUCUGGUCACCAAGCUCUGUGACAAAAACGAUCAGCGUACCAUUCUCGACGUCUACGAGGCACUCGGUUCCACUUUCCUCCACCGCCUCUUGCUUACUGGAAUGGGGAAAGGGAGUGGUGGUUGGGGUGACAGCGCCACUCGUGAGGCCUACCUGCGCCUGUCGGUGACGGUGCUUGCUGCAUUCGCUAGGGUUUCUCAGGUUGCCGCUAUGGAUGAGAUGCUAUCCAAAGUUCCCCUUAUUUUGGAGGUUCUGUCCAUGGAGUAUGUAAUUUACUACGUUGUUUCUGUUGCUUCUGUUGGUGAUUUCUCAUUAAAGUCUGGUUCAUCUGUCACUGACGAGUGCUAUGAGUUUCUAUUUUUGGUGACUGCUGCUCAUGAUGAUGGAGUGACAACUUUAUACAACUCUGGAGGCAUGAACGUUUUGGCAUCUCAAAUGCCUUGUUUGUCAAAUGGUUCCCAUGCAAUGGAGCUUGCCAUGAAGCUUGUUCAGUUAAUGAUAAGCAAGCUGUCAGGUGAAAAAGUUUAUGUUGAUCAUCCAUCAGAGCUAUCAAUGAUGGUGGCUGCAAUAGCAAAGCAAUUUGCUCUGCUACACAAUGCUUUGAAGUUUGAGGCACUUCACCUCCUCGUUGCUAUAUUGUCCUCAAAUUAUUCGGGAGCUCUGCAUGCUGUGCUUCGGUCAAUGGAAUGCAGCGACUGGUUAACUUGCAUUCGGAUUGGUGUAAUUGAUGUUUUACAGAAUCGAGUUGCUCCUGCUGAUAAAUUUCAGGCUCUUAUUCUUGUUGAGUGCGUCCUAUCAAUUGUUGGAGAAGAAUGGCUAAUUGGACCAACCACCUUCCUUGAUGCACGUAGUUCGUUCCCUGCUGACAGAUGUAUACUGCUGGUUUUGGAGACUUCGAGGGUGGAAAUUGCUGUUGUCCUAAAUGAGCUUGCAUAUUUAAAGUAUGAAACCUCUGAGAAUUCUUCACGGAGUGCUGAAGCCUUUAAACUUCGAAAACUGGGCAUUGCGUUCUCUUUGAUAGAGAAGAUUAUUAAACUGCUCUCAAACCUUGAAAGCGACGAAUCAAAUAUAGCUUCCUUGAUAAGCGAGAGCACCUCAACUAAGAUUAUCACCGGGCUCAAUGAAACAAUUGGUCUGGUCCUUGACUAUCUGCAAGAUGCCAAGGAUCAUGGGGUCCGAAAGGGGGAUGACCUUUUAGCUUCUGUCAGAAUAGUUGGGAGGAAUAUGUGUGAAGCUGUUCAUAGUUUCCGAUUGUCACUGUACUUUUGUUUCAGCUAUCUUGCAGAAGCUCCUUGUGCAUGCAGAGAGAAGAUUAAGGAACUUCUUGGUUAUUUGCUAUCUGUUGAAGAAGAAGAUGAGUCAAGCUCUUCGUGCUCUGUGACCUUUUUGCUCCCUAUGCUGUGUCAAAUAACUAUGGAUGAUGAUGGAUGCAAAUUAUUCGACUCCAAUGGAGCUUUUGGAGCUGUUGUUGAUUGCCUUAUUUCGUUAAUUCAAUCCAGCCGCUCGGGAUCUGAGAAUGGUGGUACCAUAUACUUGGCAUGCGAUACAAUUUUGAAUUUCCUUUUAAAGAGAGAGCAACUACAUUUUUACUUGGACAAUCGUACUACUGCCAAACUUUUGCUGGCGUUGCCAUGCUGGACAGAGUCUGCAAGUGAUCCAUCUGUGAUUAUGAUGGCGUCAAGCAUUUGCUCGUUAGUGCUUGGUUCGACUUCUGAGGAAUUUCUUCUUCGCCACCCAGAGUUUAAUAGUGAUAAUCUGAAUGCUCUAGCAAAGCUAAUAAAGAGAAGCUUGGUAACCAGUAGUCAGGAUCCUAUGCACGAUGAUAGCAACUCAGAGGCUGGUCAAGCUGAUCUUCAUCAGAUAGUUAUCUCAGGAUAUUCUUCUUGGUCAGAUCGGUUUCCCCUUAUCAAACAAGCGGUCGAGGGAUGAGCCAUUUGCUGAGAAUUCAUCUUGUUGUGUUCUAGUCUUUUUGUUUUCUUUAAAAUUAGUUUCUUUUUAUUUAUUUAUUUGUUUUUUUUUUNGUACAUUUUUGUAUAUUCAUAAUAUAUGUGGAAUUCAAACUUUUGUGUGAGUUGGUCGAACUGUUAGACAUCUAAAUCUAUCAUACUUACAAAAAAAAUACAU